UCGGUGGCGCAUUGAUACUUACAAGUAGAAUGUCGUGCGUUUUUGAAAUCUAUAGAUCCUCAUUCCGUAUACGUCUUGUGUUGUAGAUGCUGGCAUGUGAAUGUUGUUAAGUACAACGCGGAUAUAUGUAUUCUUUUUAAACAAAUUAGAUAUUUGUAUACGUAAUCCACGUGUUGCUGACCAGGCUUGCGAAAAAUAGUGCGCAGUGAGUUCUGGAGAAUCUGGUUAUUUCUGGCUAGUUGCUCUUCGGCUUAUAAGAGGCGCGCGCGUGUGUGCUCUUCAGAACUGAAGCUUUGGCAUUUUUUGCGUGCUGCUAUACGGAUGGAUGGAGGUGUAGCUGCUAAACCGCAUUUGACAUCCCCUACUUUGUGCCUACCACGUUGCUGAGCACUUCAGGUGGAUUUACUGAGAACAGAAACUGCAAAGAUGGAAAGCAUUGCUUCAGCCUCGUCCAACAGUGAAAGUGAGUCACAGAGCGUGCUUACCUGGGAGCAAGUGAGCCGCCUGAAUGAUGUGCUAACAGAGGCGGUGCCGGUUCACGGCCGUGGCAACUUUCCUACAUUGGCGGUCCGGCUGAAGGAUAUUGUACAGAGGGUAAGAAACCGCCUGGAGAUGAGAGGCAUUACAGUGAAAGACAUUCGCCUGAAUGGUUCUACAGCCAGCCAUGUGCUGGUAAAGGACAUUGGCUGGAGCUACAAAGACCUGGAUGUGAUCUUCAGGGUUGACCUUCCCCGAGAGGAGGAGUUCCAGGUCAUCAAAGAUGUGGUUUUGAGCACUUUGUUGGACUUUCUGCCUGAGGGAGUGAACAAAGAGAAGAUCACUCCCAUGACCCUGAAGGAGGCCUACGUCCAGAAGCUGGUCAAAGUCUACACUGAGCAGGACCGCUGGUCCCUCAUCUCCUUGUCCAACAACAAUGGCCGCAAUGUGGAACUUAAAUUUGUGGACUCGAUUCGCAGGCAGUUCGAGUUCAGUGUGGACUCUUUCCAGAUCAUCCUGGACUCCGUUCUCUCGUAUUAUGACAUCUCAGAAAACCCCAUGUCUCAGCACUUCCACCCCACUGUUGUCGGGGAGAGCGUGUAUGGCGACUUUGCUGUUGCUUUGGACCACCUCAAGAACAAGCUUAUUGCCACCAAAAGACCUGAGGAAAUCCGGGGAGGGGGUUUGCUGAAAUACUGCAACCUCCUGGUGAGGGACUUCAGGCCCACGGACGAAGAGGAGUUCAAAGGCCUGGAGCGCUAUAUGUGCUCACGGUUUUUUAUUGACUUUUCUGAUAUAGGCGAGCAACAGAGAAAACUGGAGGCUUAUUUGCAAAGCCACUUUGUCGGCGAGGAGAAGAACAAGUACAACUACCUCAUGAUCCUGCGGCGGGUCGUGAACGAGAGCACAGUGUGCCUCAUGGGACACGAGAGGCGGCAGACGCUUAACCUCAUCUCACUGACCGCGUUUCGGGUGCUGGCGGAGCAGAAUGCCAUACCUGACGCGUCCAGUGUCACCUGCUACUACCAGCCCGCUCCGUAUGUCAGAGAUCUGAACUUCAACAACUACUACGUGGCCUCUUGUAACCAGUCCAUUCCAACUUGGUUGCCUUGUAACUAAGAGACCAAACCAUGCUUGUCCAUUGAAAUCCAAAUGCAACCUGGCCAGAAAGCAGGAUAUUCGGCCAAAAUGGAUAUUUCCCUCUGUAGGCAUAAAGCAUAUUUAAAACGACAAGUGUUCUCAUUUUCUUUUCCUUUUUUUUUUAAUUCCUUCUACAGAGGUGGCAAGACAUUUCUGAUCCAAAGUGAUAUAUUUUAGUGUUUGAAUUCAUUUGUUUGCCUUUGUUUUACUUCAAUAUUCAAUGUUUUCAGAUUUGAUUUUUUUUCAUCUCUGUCCCUGAUCUGAGAGAUUAAUUUUUCCAUGAUAAUUCCUGUAGUGCCUUAAUAUACUCGAACUCUAAAAAUGAAGGAAAUAGAUAUUGGAAAGAAAAAGUAUUUAUCAUGUGUGUUACAUUUGAAAAGCAGAAAAGCCCAAAAAAAUAUUAAAUGUUCUUAGAAAUGGGGUGAAAAAAAUAUACAAAAACUUAGGAAAAUUUUGGAACAAAAAGACAUGAAAGAUAUGUGAGCACAGGUGAAGUAGGUACUUUAGGCCUUGAAGUUAUCAGGAGUUUUUUGGUACACUGGUGGGCAGCUAAAGUUAUUUUUGUUCUCUUCAACUGAAAUGUGAACAGAACUAUGUUUUCAUGGCGAUGUGCUUCAGUUUGCUGUGUGACUGUAUGCAGAUAAUUUUCUGUGCCACUGUACAUGGGAAAAAUUACUUAUUUGUGAAUUUUGUUCAGUCAAGCUUGUUACAAGACUGAAAUUAGUUGCAUCAUACAGUAAGACGGGUUGUCCCCCUCACAUAGAGCUAAAAGAGUGAGUUUUAAUUGUUUAAUUGAUGAAUUUUGGACAUGAUGGUUAAAUCUUCCACAGAGAGGAUGGCGUAAUCUCUUAUUGAUGUGUGCAUGUGCGUUUGAAUGGGAAGUGCUUAAGGUUCUCCAUACAAGGACCAUCCGUGAGGAUCAGCCUUCCUGAGCUUUUUGCAGUCAUUAGCAGACUUGGCACAGCACUUUGUAACAAGACCUCCAGUGUUCUACGGCCAUGCCAUCUGGUGUCACCCUGCUCUAAAAUUAUCUCUCCAUGCACCUCAAGGAUGUGCCUUGAAUGGACAGCGUGUGGGAUUGAAUUUGUAGUGGGUCGACUGUCUCUGCCAUGCUCCGGACUCACGUCAUUACAUGAAGGACGUACGCUGGUAUGUUACAAACCCUUUUCUGGUAAUCGAAAUGCUGUAGCCUGGGGGGCGAACCUUUGCAGGAACCCUCGCGCCUCUAUGCGGAUUCCAUUCCAGUUUUGGCUAUAAUGAUGUUGCUGGGGUUGCUGCUCUUGAUCUAUUAUUAGGCUUCGGUGUCUGCUGUCUUGCGUAAAGGAGCACUGCGAUAGAUAGUCAGUUAUGUAUUGGACAGUAUUACAUUGAAUGGCUGGCUAUUAUGUGCCCUCACCCUGACCUGUCGUGUUCCUCUUUUAACAUUAGCCCACACUAGUACCCUGCUUGUUACGUAAUGCUUGCAGCUGCCCCUUCCCAGUUCCUCUCCUGCUGGUUCUGCUUGUACAAGCACAUGUGGUAGAUAAUCGCGAGAGCCAUGUUCCAUCUCUUAUCUGCUGUCACACAGACUUUUAGAGUAAGGAGAAAGGACACGCCCCCUUUCAGCGGGUUACACCCUUGAGCAUAUUGAGCAGGAUAGGAUUUUUACUCUGUGUGUGUGUGUGUGCUUUUUUUUUCUUUUUUUUUGAGGACCAAUGUGUUGUCAGCAGCACAAGUGCCUAUUUUGUCAUCAUCGGAGCAGACCUUUCACCUCAUGCUGUGAUGAGAAUAAGAAUGUUGUUUGUUUGCUAAUCCCUCCCCACUCAGGUCUCUAUCACGUCUAGUCCCCCCAAGCCUAGUUGUAGUCAUUCGUUAUAUCCUUACUCCCAACCAAAGUGUGCAGGAAAAAGUUUGUAAUAUUCAAGCCCAAAUUAACUUAAUACCCCAGUCAAUGAAUUGCACUUUAUCAGUCUUGUAAUUCUCUAAUUGAACAUUUCUUCUCUAGAACGCAAGGCUAGUGGUCUCAGGGAGGUGUCAGGAAGUGAAAAGGGCUACAGUGUUUUUUGAGGAUUAGUGUGAUCACCAAACUUGCUGCAAACUGUGUGUAUUGUUACUAUUUACAGCUACAUGUAAACAGAAGUGUCACUAAAGGAGGAGUUCACCAUCACUGGUUCCUUUUUUUUUCCCCCCUUUAGGGCACUGAUGAGAUCUGUAGUUGUAGGCCAACAGAAACUCGCCUUAAUCUGUACUUUUUGAACAUGUUUAUUAAAAUCCCCAACAUGUCUGUAUGCUUAUUUGUAUCUUGUCCAGAUGUGCUUCAGAUUGACACGGUCUGGUGUGAUGAGACUUGGCCUGUGUACCAUUUACAGUCUGUGUCAGUAUGUUUCUCAGAAAGGGAGAGUUGAAGAUAGAAAAACAUGCUUUGUUUUGAAUUUGUUUUGUUUUUUCUUUAUCCUGCUUUCAGCUGUAAUUCCAUAUUCCCCAGUGUUACUCCCUCUUUCUUGAGUAGACAAAUGUGCUGGAGCUUUUGUAAUGUGGCUCUGGAUGCAUCUGUAACCGAGCUUAGGGGAGAUUUUUCGGAUUUGGACAUGCUUGUCUAUAGUGCAAGUCUUAAUGAUGACUGAGGCCUUUUUGACGCCUUUUUUGCAAUGUUGUUAGAAGUAGGGAAUGAGUUGUGGGUUUCAGCAGAAUUUGUUUACUUGUUUUUUUUUGUGAUUAUUUGUCUUAUCUCUGUGAGGAUGGUAAUGAUUGUGAGUUUGAAAAAGUGAAAGAUGGAAUAAGUCUGUAUAUGAGAAGCACUAUAUAUUGUUUUGAAGUAGUUCCUAUUAUGUCGAUUCUGAUGUCGGCUUGGUGAUUAUGAUGUAGAUUGUCAUUAUGCCAUUUUGUUUCUCAGCACUUUUACCUCACUAUAAUUUUCCUUUGGAUGGAAUUAUGAAUAAGGAAAAUGUGUAUCAAGGGGGAAAAUAAAGUAUUCAAAGCCAAA
This is a messenger RNA of Triplophysa dalaica, 4579 nucleotides long. RefSeq names its product terminal nucleotidyltransferase 5C (gene tent5c). Gene Ontology annotation, molecular function: poly(A) RNA polymerase activity; RNA binding. The transcript is spliced from 2 exons. NCBI's taxonomy places the organism in Eukaryota, Metazoa, Chordata, Actinopteri, Cypriniformes, Nemacheilidae. The record is from RefSeq and is a predicted model, not a curated record. Gene Ontology annotation, biological process: mRNA stabilization. Bases 427 to 1596 code for a protein of 389 amino acids.